Molecule: messenger RNA, 2148 nt
Organism: Heterotrigona itama
Lineage: Eukaryota; Metazoa; Arthropoda; Insecta; Hymenoptera; Apidae
Source: the annotation of a GenBank genome assembly
AUGGCUCAUCCGAAAAAAUGGAGGAGCUGCAUGUCAGAAAACAUGCUGACGAUGCUUACAGUACUUGCUGUAGUGGCAGGUACCAUUCUGGGUUUCAUCCUAAGGAACGUCAAAGAAGAAACAUGGACAAAGCGCGAAAUUAUGUACAUUCAAUUUCCAGGAGACAUAUUCCUCCGGAUGCUAAAAGCACUUAUAUUACCAUUAAUCGUCGCUAGUAUCGUUAGCGCGAUCGGCGGUUUGGAUCUUAAUUUAUCUGGAAGAAUUGGUAUGCGAUCAAUUUAUUAUUAUGCAUCAACGACGAUAUCUGCUGUAAUUCUUGGUAUAAUUUUGGUCUUAAUUAUUAGACCUGGAGAAUACAGUGCACGUGGUAUGGUUGUAAAGGAUAAUAUAAAGCCAACUAGAGAUAUUACAACCACAGAUACGAUAUUAGAUUUAAUCAGUCACUAUACAAGAUUGGAAUAUAUCUCAUAAAUAUGGAGAUGGUACAAAUACUUUGGGCUUGGUUAUAUUUGGAAUUGUGUUUGGAAUAGCUCUUAGUAAAAUGGGUGAACAAGGAAAACCUCUCUUAUCUUUCUUUGACACUUUAUCUGAAGCAUCAAUGCUUAUUACUAAAUGGGGUAUCUCCAAUUGGUGUACUCUUUCUUGUUACCUCAAAACUCUUAGAAAUUGAGGAUAUUGGUGCUAUUGCUGGACAAUUAAGUUUAUAUUUCAUUACAGUAUUAUUAGGUUUAUUUAUUCAUGGUUUAGGAACACUCUCUCUUAUAUUUUUCAUUUGCACUAAAAAGUUGCCAUUUAAAAUGAUGGGCAAGAUGACUCAAGUUGUAGCCACAGCAUUUGGUACCUCAUCGAGCACAGCCACACUUCCAGUAACGAUACAAUGUCUGGAUAAUAUAGGUGUCGAUCCGAGAGUUACGAGAUUUGUUGUUCCAAUUGGUGCUACUAUAAACAUGGAUGGAACUGCAUUGUACGAGGCAGUCGCUGCAAUUUUUAUAGCUCAAGUUAGAAGAGUUCCAUUGUCUCUUGGCAAUGUCAUUGGUGUUAGUAUAACGGCAACUGCUGCAAGUAUUGGAGCUGCUGGUAUUCCACAAGCUGGUCUUGUUACAAUGGUUAUGGUAUUGGAUACUGUAGGACUACCUGCUGAAGAUGUAACACUUAUCAUUGCUGUAGAUUGGCUCCUAGAUCGUUUUCGAACAACGAUAAACAUUGUAUGCGAUGCACUCGGAGCUUAUGUAGUUGAACAUUUAAGUAAAAAAGAACUUGAAGCAAGUACGAAUCUCCAGGAGGAAACAAUCGAACUAGCCAGAGUAAGGAAAGCAGAAGCAUAAUUUUAUAGCUUUCUUGUUACAAAUUGCCAAGAUAUUAUAUGAACACAAUUUUACUGUGUUCAUAACAUUUUUUAUUUUACUUUAUAGUCAAUAAUUUGUACUAAUGUAUAUUAAUGUUGAUUCUAAUUUUUAUUUAUAUUAUAAUCUAUGUAUGUAUAAUUAUGUAAUUACUAAGUAUUUUAAUUAACAGAAUGUUGUUAGAUACUUAAAAAAAACUGUUACUCUGACAUACUUAAAGAAAAAAAGUGAUCGAACAUUAAUGUACUUUAAAAGAUCUAAUCUCGACUUAUUUAUAUUCAUAAAUAUAUUAAAUACAUAGUAUUGUUUUUUAUUUUAAAAAAAUAUUUUAUUGUAAUUAUUUUUCUGCGCGAAAUUUAAAAUAUUACAGAUUCCGUAAUAUUAAAACAUUCCACAUAUUUGUAGAAUAUAACAAAUAUAAAAAUGAUGUUUAAAUAUUGUUUCAUUAUAUUUCACUUCUGUCUAUUUUCACUAUUUAUUGUAGACUUUAUUAAUAUAAUUUUAAAAAUACUCUCUUGUAAUCAUGAAAAUGUAUUUUUUAAAUUCUUUUUAUAAUUUCAUAUACUUUAGUUAUGUGAAUUCUCUUAAAAUUUGUUGUUUAAUUACAUCUUUAAAAAUGCUUACUUAAUUAUAUACAUAUACUUUAAAAAUAGUAAAAAUUUGUGUUUAUUUUCUCAAAGCAAUGUGUUUAAAAGAACUUGACACCUUGAUUAUCAUCAAAUAAAAUUAGUUCUGCUUUUUUAUUUGCUUCUAGUAUUUUAAGUGCUCUGAUCAAUACUUCUAUAUCAAGUCCAUAAAAUUCUAA